Messenger RNA from Penaeus chinensis, 1784 nucleotides. RefSeq names its product UMP-CMP kinase-like (gene Dak1). Gene Ontology annotation, biological process: 'de novo' pyrimidine nucleobase biosynthetic process; CDP biosynthetic process; UDP biosynthetic process. The record is from RefSeq and is a predicted model, not a curated record. Gene Ontology annotation, cellular component: nucleus; cytoplasm. NCBI's taxonomy places the organism in Eukaryota, Metazoa, Arthropoda, Malacostraca, Decapoda, Penaeidae. Gene Ontology annotation, molecular function: UMP kinase activity; ATP binding.
AAAUUUGGCUUUGUUCACUUGUCUGCUGGUGAUCUGCUGAGAGAAGAGAGAGCCAAACCAGGCAGUGAGUAUGGAGAAUUAAUUGAAAACCACAUCAAGAAUGGGACAAUUGUGCCUGUGGAAAUUACCUGCUCCUUGUUAGAGCGUGCCAUGAAGGAUUCAGGUAAAAUGGACUUCCUCAUUGAUGGAUUUCCUCGGAACCAAAAUAACCUUGAAGGCUGGAACAAAGAGAUGGGCGAGAAGGUUAACCUGAAGUUCGUCCUUUUCUUCAACUGUCCUCUUGAGGUGUGCACCCAGCGAUGCUUGGACAGGGGAGCCGCAGGGUCUGGCCGCUCAGAUGACAACCUGGAGUCCCUCAAGAAGCGAUUUGACACCUACAUGAAUGCCACAAUGCCCAUCAUUGAGCACUAUGAAGGGCAGGAUCUUGUACGUAAGAUCGAUGCCACUCGUUCACCUGACGAAGUAUUUGGAGAUGUUGAAAAGCUGUUCAGUUAAAUUAGUCAAGUCUGAGGAAGAAGGUAAGUUGGCUCAGCAAAGAACAAAAAAACAUCUGGUUAAUUUAAGUGUUUUAUCAUGAAAGGGUUAGCAGGCAGCCAGAUACUGUGAGAUUGGUAUUUUAAGUGGUAUUUCGGUAAAAGAUCUCAGCAUGAACAAAUUCUACCAAAACACAAAGUAUGUGAAUUUAAGAUUAUGUAAACAUCAUUAUCCUAUGGCUAGUUUACCAUUUGCAAGUAUGUCUUGUAAUUUUUAUCUCACUGAAGAAUUCAUUAAAUGUAUUAAUUGCUGAUAUAAUGCUUUUUGCUUUCAGUUUUUUUUCUGUUGCAAAAUAGUAUGACCAUGAUAUUGAUUUGAUAUUUCUUUUUUAAUAUUAAGGAUAUCAAUUUUAACAGUUCUUAAGCAAUAUUUUUGGUUUUAUUCAAUUUCAUCAAAUGUUAACAUUGAAUAUGGCUUUGUACUCAAAUAGAUUAUAUUGUUAGAUCAUACUUGACUUCUGUAAAGUGGUGCUUUGCCAUCAUGUUUUCACUGCAUAGGUAAUUAGUAUCAUAUAUAAUUAUAAUUACUGGCUAAACCACUUGUAUGUUUUUGACAAGGAAAACUAUAAUGCCUUGGUGUAUUUGUUAGUGUUCAUGUAAUACUAGUUUAUUUGUAAUUAUUUAUUUUGUGGAAGGUUACCAUAUAUAGAAUAUAAAAAGAUAUUCAGACACUAAGUUAGGUUUUAUUUUUAUGAAAACACCUGUCCCUGUAGAUAGCUAUUUUAUUCAAGCAAAAGUGUCUUGCAUAAAAGUGAGCAGAGAUUUCAGCCCCAGAUAUGGAAUAUGUUAACUGUACUGAAGCAAGUAGAAGGUAAUGAAUACUAGAGAAGAAAUAAUAAGGAGAAUCAGUAGUGCAUAUAAUGUUAGCCAGUAGACUUAGAUGUAUUUCUUCAAGAGGAAGUCUGUACUUUUCCUCCACCCUUCAGCCAAUUUUUGUUUCAAAUUCCAUGAUGGCAGCAAUAAAUGGUUGAAUAAUGUUUAAAUAAGCAUUUCAGUUCCCACAUGUCAGCAAAUCAUCAUUUCAUAUGCAUUUACAUCAGAUAUAUGUGCAAAAUGCUGUAUAUCCAUAGUCAUUAUCUGGUAUGCAAGUUUUGAAUGUUAUUUUAAGAUGUUAUUGACAAUAGUUUGGGCUGUAAAUUAAAUUUUUAAGUUUAAAGAGUGUAUCUAAUUUUAGGGAGAUCCUCUAAACCUUUAUCUGCUAUUUAUUGAAAGCAUUAAGUAUUGUUUGAAAUAAAAUGAAUAUUACUUUUA